This is a messenger RNA of Branchiostoma floridae (Florida lancelet), 996 nucleotides long. RefSeq lists its product as uncharacterized. The record is from RefSeq and is a predicted model, not a curated record. Lineage: Eukaryota; Metazoa; Chordata; Leptocardii; Amphioxiformes; Branchiostomatidae. The coding region runs from base 40 to 363 and encodes 107 amino acids. The transcript has 3 exons.
CUGAACUCCCCUAGCAACGAUAAACUCGUCCAUUCCAUCAUGGCGGAGGACGAGAGAGAAAGCGACGUCUCAGAGGAGGAAGAAAACGAAGAAAUACCUGAAGAAACACAAGAAAAACAAGAAGAAAAAUUAGACGGACCUCCUGAUCGAGCAGUGCUACGCCAUUUCUUUAUCCGCUUCUGUGCCAGUUUCAUCGCCGGGGUGCUCUUUCUUCAUUGGAGCAUCACAUGGCUUAGAUGGGAGAGAGAUGACCUCCCACGGCAGACAGCGCCGGUUCACGAGUUUCUGUCGCUCCUCCUCAACCCGUACUCCAUGACAGACAACACACUGGUGCCACCCAACACAACGCUAGCCUCCGUCUGACACCUACAACUGCCGUUUUCUAUCACCGGCUUCUACAACAUCAACAACAACAAAACUAAAAGGAAGAACCCAGGACUGAUCACAAAAAUUUCAUCGCUUGCUUUUUAAAUCCACAGCUUUUGAAUGGUAAAAUUCUGCAUAGGCAAAAAUUUAAAGGACAUUUUUUUCUUGUGACAAAAAGUUGUAUACUGACACUUUGGGUUUUUCCCUUUUUCUUUACAAAUUCAACACAAAUUGCAACACUGACAUUAACUUUCAUGACCAUGGCUUACUCUAUGUCCAUCAGAAAGCGAUAAUUAUUAUCAUGAAUGUCAUUUUCUUCUCUUAUGUUGCAUUCUAACUGUAAAUUUUGGCAAGAUGUGAAUUGUUUAACCACAUCUAUGGAGCUUGUCUAUAAUCAUGAUGUCAUCACAAUGGGAGGUGAUGUCAUCACUAUGAGAGGUGAUGUCAUCAGAUUAUGUGCAUGACAUCGUAUCUUUCUGCAAAGCAUGAUUACUAAAGAGUUAUCAUAAGUUGAAGAGAGAUACAAUCUUGUUCAGUUUAAUUGAGUUAAUUUUACUCAAGAUAAACAGACCAAUCAAAAGGUCAGAAAGCUGCAACUGCUUCUUCUGAUUGGCUGAUUAACCAGCCAAU